Messenger RNA from Cydia splendana, 1432 nucleotides. RefSeq lists its product as uncharacterized. The record is from RefSeq and is a predicted model, not a curated record. NCBI's taxonomy places the organism in Eukaryota, Metazoa, Arthropoda, Insecta, Lepidoptera, Tortricidae. The transcript is spliced from 5 exons. The coding region runs from base 177 to 707 and encodes 176 amino acids.
CACCUUUAUACCUCUAAUCUAUAAUCAAAUUUCGUAUAUCUGUUAUCAGUAAUAAUCCCUUAUAUCGACUGAUAGCGUAUCGACGUGAUUAUAGCAUUCGGUUGAACGUGCCGUCGCGCGCGCAUCGUCGCGAAGUAUACUAAAAAUAAUCCUCUAAGAAUAGUACAAGUGGCACAAUGUACAAACAGUUCCCGUUUUCGAUGGAGAACAUCCCGAGACAAACCAGCUUCGGCUGCUUUUCACUCAAGAUUGGGAGCAUCUUUUCAGCGCUAAUCGUCAUACUCUACUCAGUCUUGGCCCUAGCACAAUGCCUGGCCAUACUCGGCGGGUGGGCGCACGAGACCAAUCUCAACAGCUCAUCAAUGGGCACUGGCCUGGUGGUGACCGUCGCCAUCGUUCAUGCUGUCACGCUGUUCCUAUCCACCGUCAUGCUGAUUGGAACGCUGAGGGAAGACGCCCGCCUCAUGCGGCCGUGGGUGAUCUGGACCUCCAUCCAAGUGAUGUGCUACAUGCUGCUGUUCAUCUUCUUCAUGGUGAACAACUUCUCUGACAACAGCCUCACGGUCUACGUCAUCGAGCUCAUUAGCUUGUUCAUCCAUUGCUACAUGCUGAUGCUAGUAUCCAGUUACUACAAGCAGCUGGAGGAAGAGCGAGACGAAAGACUAAAGAGUCUCAUCAACAAAGACAUUUGGCAUGAGUACGCGUAAGUCGGACUCGUGGUGCGUUACAUGAUCAACUGCCAUGUAUAAUGUAAUAAUAAUUUACGAUGCAAGUGCGAAUUACCUAUUCGCACGUGUAUCGUACGUUUUACAGUACAUAUGGCUCUUUAAGUUUUCGACGUAGUUACGUAAUGUGCUUAUUAUAGCAUGUAGCACCAGAUGUACUGUAAAUAACUAUUAUAUGACUGCUAACUGCUACAUAAUGAAGGGCAUUAAAAUACGAGUGUGGGUUUAUAAAACGAGUUCGAAGAGAGUUUCAUAAAAUAUCACACGAGUGUUUUAAUGCCUAAUUAUGUAUAGUUACAAACACUGCUUUAUAUACAUAGGUACGUAUUUUAAGCUCUCUAUGAUAUGUUGACCGCUAUUGCGGCAUUUGACCAUUUGUCGAUAACAAUGUAAUAAUAACAUAACAUGUAAUUUAAAUAACAGUUUAUCUUUAUGCUGGCUGUAGUUUGCGGUUUUUGCAUCAUAGAAGGUUUAUGAUAUAUUAUUACGUUUAUAUAAUUUAAUUUUAACUAGCAGUGGAACAAUCAGGGGCCCAUUUCUCGAAGGAUAUUAGUCUAAAUGGGCCCCUGGGGCCUAUUUCUCAGAUGGUAUUAGACUAAUAUUAUUAGUCAACGAACUGUCAAACCUUAUGGGUUGCCAUGACAACGCACUAAUAAUAUUAGACUAAUAUCGUUCGAGAAAUGGGCCCCUGGACGCAACUUUCGCAA